Lipotes vexillifer (Yangtze River dolphin) is the source of this 1790-nucleotide messenger RNA. RefSeq names its product transforming growth factor beta 1 induced transcript 1 (gene TGFB1I1). Gene Ontology annotation, molecular function: muscle alpha-actinin binding; actin binding. NCBI's taxonomy places the organism in Eukaryota, Metazoa, Chordata, Mammalia, Artiodactyla, Lipotidae. Gene Ontology annotation, biological process: heart development; muscle structure development; actin cytoskeleton organization. Gene Ontology annotation, cellular component: adherens junction; Z disc; stress fiber. The coding region runs from base 1 to 1371 and encodes 456 amino acids. The record is from RefSeq and is a predicted model, not a curated record. The transcript has 11 exons.
AUGGAGGACCUGGAUGCCCUGCUCUCUGACCUGGAGACCACAACCUCUCACAUGCCACGGUCAGGGGUUCUAAAAGAGCGGCCCCCAGAGCCCCUCACGUCUCCUCUGACACAGAUGGGGUCUGGGGAAUCUUCAGGAGCCUCUGGGGACAAGGAUCACCUGUACAGCACGGUAUGCAAGCCUCGGUCCCCGAAGCCUGCGGCCCCUGCAGCCCCUCCAUUCUCCUCUUCCUGUGGUGUCUUGGGCACGGGUCUCUGUGAGCUAGACCGGUUGCUUCAGGAACUUAACGCUACUCAGUUCAACAUCACAGAUGAAAUAAUGUCUCAGUUCCCAUCUAGCAAGGAGACUGCAGGGGAGCAGAAGGAGGACCAAUCUGAGGACAAGAAAAGGCCCAGCCUCCCUCCCAGUCCAUCCCCUGUUCUCUCAAAGCCUUCGGCCACCUCAGCCACCCUGGAGCUAGAUAGGCUGAUGGCCUCACUCUCUGACUUCCGUGUCCAGAAUCAUCUUCCGGCCUCUGGGCCAACCCAGCCACCAGUGCCAAGCUCCGUGAAUGAGGGCUCCCCCUCCCCACCAGGGUCCGCUGGCAAAGGCAGCCUAGACACCAUGCUGGGGCUGCUUCAGUCUGACCUCAGCCGCCGAGGCGUUCCCACCCAAGCCAAGGGCCUCUGUGGCUCCUGCAAUAAACCCAUUGCUGGGCAAGUGGUGACGGCGCUCGGCCGUGCUUGGCACCCUGAGCACUUCGUUUGCGGUGGCUGUUCCACAGCCCUGGGAGGCAGCAGCUUCUUCGAGAAGGAUGGAGCUCCCUUCUGUCCCGAGUGCUACUUUGAGCGCUUCUCUCCACGAUGUGGCCUCUGCAAUCAACCCAUCCGACACAAGAUGGUUACUGCCUUGGGCACCCACUGGCACCCGGAGCAUUUCUGCUGCGUCAGUUGCGGGGAGCCCUUCGGAGAUGAGGGUUUCCACGAGCGGGAGGGCCGCCCCUACUGCCGCCGAGACUUCCUGCAGCUCUUCGCCCCGCGCUGCCAGGGCUGCCAAGGCCCCAUUCUGGAUAACUACAUCUCGGCGCUCAGCGCACUCUGGCACCCAGACUGUUUUGUCUGCAGGGAAUGCUUCGCGCCCUUCUCCGGAGGCAGCUUUUUUGAGCACGAGGGCCGUCCGCUGUGCGAGAACCAUUUCCACGCGCGGCGCGGGUCGCUGUGCGCCACGUGUGGCCUCCCGGUGACCGGCCGAUGCGUGUCGGCCCUGGGCCGCCGCUUCCAUCCGGACCACUUCACCUGCACCUUCUGCCUGCGCCCGCUCACCAAGGGCUCCUUCCAGGAGCGCGCGGGCAAGCCCUACUGCCAGCCCUGCUUCCUCAAGCUCUUCGGCUGACCACCUGCCGGGCUCGCCCCUUUGGGAGAGGGCGGCCCCCAAAACCUCGCCCUUCCCGAAAAGACCGGGCUCUCCAGACCCCAAGGCCUUGCUCUUAGAGCGUGGGGCUCCCCCAGCCCAGCUCCGUGAGGCCCCACCCCCUGGAGGGACCGGCCCCGAAGGUACUGUACGUUCUCCAUGGGCGAGUUCAGAAAAAGCCCCGCCAAUCCUAAGGCCACGCGCCCCACGAAGUGGGUUGUACACUGGCAAGCGAUCCCGCGUGAGCCCUUCACUUUAUUCCCAGCCUUGAGGGAGCCCCCCGACUGGAGGAGGGCCCUUGCAAUUCCCACGAAUCCGAGGCCAGGCCAGGAUGUCCCUCUCCCCGCCCCUCACUGCUCAGUGCACUUUUUUCUACCUACAUAAACACACAUUCCACGUCA